AUGCCAUCUCACCAUGACAGGAAUCUGGGUUUCGUGAUCAAGGUGACUUCAAUGAUGAUUUCCCUGCCCGUCUCCCUGCGCAUGAACUCCAGAUCGUCGUGAUGGCUACCGACCUCUUUUCUCUCUGUCUCUUCCUUGCAGCAGUCCUCAAACUCGGGGGAACCCUUCACGCGGCACCUUACGAGAUAGAUGUCUAUCAGGAGAUCAUUGCCCUCAUUGUCGAUAACUUCAAGAGAGUCAAAUUGAUUCGCAAAACGACGUCGUGUUCAAGGUACAAGGGUUUGGAGCUGGACGCACAACUACAAAAGAUUGAGGAUGUCUUGAAGAAAGCUAGGAGGGCCGUGAGCUGGAUCCCACGUGACAUGAACGGCAACUCUGACCUUGGACCAAGAGAGUUCGUCGCGUGGACGCUGACUUGGAAGAAAGUUGCGGAUGCACAUCAAGAACUUUUGAGAAUGUGCAGUAUUGAGUUGGCAGAAUUGAAGAUUGAGAUGGCCGAGUUGGAUCAAGCCAGUAAACGGCACUACCCAGAGACGAUUUUCUUCGAGCAAGUACGACAACAAACAUGGACAAUCUUAUGCGACAGAGCAAAAAGGAAUGCCAGUCUCUACGUAGGACCGGGAGAUCAAUUAUCUCGCUCGAUUGCUGAUAAUGUUAUGGCAUUCUAGAGACGACUUGAAGAGUUACGGUGAACAGAACGAGGACAAGAUUGGACACCUAUGGAAACCGCAUUUCGGGGAGUUUGGGUUGCAUAUGCGUACACAGAUUGCAUAUAUUGGUGGCAAGGAGCAUUGAAUCAUUGUUAGUAGUUGCAUCAUGAAUCGGGAGAUCCAGUCUCUGAUCGUUUUAUCGAAUACUUUUACGUACUUAUGAGUGCUGUUCACGUAGCCAGAAUUCAUAUACAUGCGAG
Messenger RNA from Mollisia scopiformis, 910 nucleotides. RefSeq lists its product as uncharacterized. NCBI's taxonomy places the organism in Eukaryota, Fungi, Ascomycota, Leotiomycetes, Helotiales, Mollisiaceae. The record is from RefSeq and is a predicted model, not a curated record. The coding region runs from base 102 to 668 and encodes 188 amino acids. The transcript has 2 exons.